This is a messenger RNA of Ceratina calcarata, 5991 nucleotides long. RefSeq lists its product as uncharacterized. Gene Ontology annotation, cellular component: nucleus. NCBI's taxonomy places the organism in Eukaryota, Metazoa, Arthropoda, Insecta, Hymenoptera, Apidae. The coding region runs from base 1133 to 2341 and encodes 402 amino acids. Gene Ontology annotation, molecular function: RNA binding. The transcript has 14 exons. The record is from RefSeq and is a predicted model, not a curated record.
CGGCGUUCGAGCCAGUCUGCGUCCGCCAGUCGUCGCGACGUCCUCGCAUCGCAGUGACUUCGCGCCGAUUCUUCCCCUUCGACACGUCGCAUUACAACAACCGACGUUGUUUAACAGUCCUUGCAGGACAUCCGAAAUUCCUUAUUGAACAUCGUGUUUUCCAUCUCAUGAAUCAAAGUCCCGAGGUCCUCCGGGUCAAAUUCCUGUGAAGGGUCGGGUGUUCUUUAGAAUUCAAACGUCAGGUGUAAAGAACCUCCGCGAUCAAAGUGCUACGAGGACACUGAGAGAAUCGUCAGAGCGUGAUCAAUCGGUUAUAUAAGAAAAGUAAGAAACAGUGGUUUCCAUCCGUUUCGAAAAGUCGUUGGGGAUUCUCUGUCCCUUUUCCGGGUCGCUUUGCGCGCGGCUCUUCUGAGUCAACCCUUUUCUUCGCACCUGUGCGUGCGAACUUCGGUGACUCGUCGUCACGGUGGUCAAAAGGGAAGAGUAUCAUAGCGGAGAAAAACAGAAAGCUCGAGCGUACCUCUUUCCAAUUUUCCGCCCUUUCGUCUCUCCACUCACUUGAAUCCCGAAAGAGUCUCUCUGCGGCUCGCCGUGGAUGGAUCGCCGGCUUUGAUACUCAGCUCCGAUAUUCCUCGGCCACCAUUGUUCGGUGCUCGACGCUCUCGCGGGGCUCGAAAUUCCUGGCAGCUGGGGUGGGGGUUUCGACUUUCGCCGGUGCACGGAGGUCGCGACCGAAGCUCAUUACGACGCUGGCACGCGCCGCGGCGGGAUCACGCGUCGAAGUACGUAUUACGGGAAGUGACUUAUUUGAAGUGUGAAAGUGAGCCGAUACGACCUGGGGUAAAGUGCACGCAGCCAGAGGCCUGUACCUGCACCCACCGCCGGCACCCAGUUUGUCUGAUACACAGAGGAUCAAGUUUGUUAACGGUAUCAAGGAUUCUCUUUAAGACGCCGAUUGGAGCUUCGUGCUAGCCGUUUCAGCCGUGCAUGUCCGAGUUUGAAUCCGGCGAGAGCAGCUGCCACGAGGAACUACUGUAAUCGAGAGAGCUUACGGCGCGUCGCAGUUGGGAAUUUUAAACUGCUGCCCGGCUGCCCGAUCGACUGGGCUGGACUUCAGAGCUGGAGGAUAUACAUGGUGAAAGUUCUGGCGAUGAAGAUGAGCAAAGUGGGCAACCAGACCAAUUCGCAGGACCCACAGGCGGUGAAUUCCCGGGUUUUCGUCGGGAAUCUAAACACGUUUCAGUGCAGCAAGACCGAUGUGGAGCGAAUGUUUCAACGCUACGGCCGCCUGGCAGGAAUAUCCAUGCACAAAGGCUAUGCAUUCGUGCAAUUCACAAAUCCCUUUGAUGCCCGGAGCGCCUGCCUCGGCGAAGAUGGCCGCACCGUUCUUAGCCAGAUACUCGAUGUUAAUAUGGUGGCCGAACCGAAGCCCCAUCAGACUGGACGCAAGCGGCAGAAUGUAACCAAGACUGGCAACGACUGGGACUACUACUACGACAGUUACUACGCAUCGACUGCUUUUCCACCUCGUUUGGCACCGCCGUUGAAGAGAGCCCGUUUGAUGCCGCCGGCUCGAUCGCAGCAUCCGAAGCAACAGAAACAGCAACCCGCGGCGAACACCGCCAACAGCAUCCCGGAUCUGAACCAGCUGAAAGUGUACACUCGCAAUUUCCGUGUUCCAGGCAACCCGGAUAUCCUGAUCUGCGGCAACUGUAGAGAGAUGUUUACAGACCUCGGCGAGUUGCUCGAGCACAAGCGGAAUUACUGCAAACUGCGGUUCACAUGUAAAUGUCACACCUUUAACGGAACGGCCCCAAGAGACUCCACGACGGCUCUGCUAUGCGUUCUCUGCAAGGUAUCGUUCCCUUCGGCAUGGGAACUGAUGGUUCACGCUCAAGCGGCUCACAUGAUCAACAUUUACGAGCUUGGAACUCGACCUCAGAGUCCCAGAUCCGCGGCCAGUCCGCCGCAGAGUCCGAGUCAACAUCAGAAGGAAUCAUCCCCGUUACCGCAAGACUUUCAGGAGACCAAGGCAUCGGAUUGCGAGGAACGCGCGGAGGAGGAGGAUCUAGAUGGACACGAAUUACUGCCGUCCCCUGACAGUGGCAAGUCAACGGACAACGAGGCGGCACUGUCACCGAUUAAAAUACGGUCUGACGUGAACGGGCUGGACCACGAGGAAUGCGACGAGCUGAUCCACGUCGAGAACACCACCCAGGCCUGCAUCAUGCACGCACUCAGCAUUGACUCAUCCUUGGAACUCAAGUCUGACACGAACUCGAGGGGAAGUUCUGGCCCAGUCAUGGCGUUGACUAAUGGAUCCCUGUCCGCGAAGGAAUAAGGAGAAGAACGAGAGGAAGUAGAAAGAAGAAAAAGAAUUAGUCAUUGGUACACGGUUGCCCAUUGCCAGGGUUUCCCUGUACCAACGCCAUACCAACGAGACAUAUCGAUCUCCCUUAAGGAUAACACACCUGUCUGUAUAUAGCUUAAAUGCCUAACAAAUAAUUCAGGGUCGUCUCAUGCCAGAUCUGGGACCUAUUUUGGCGAACUUAGUAUCGAUGAAUCUCGAGCCGCUCCGAGGAUUCGACGAACGGGAAAGAUUUAAAGCGUUUCGCCCUCCAUUUACGUCCAUCUGAUCGAUUAAUCCUUCUCUUCCUUUCUCCCAUUUCGCUGCGAGUAUUUAACUUUCAACGCGCAACUUCUCUUCACUUCUUUCUUUCUUUCUUUCUUUCUUUCUUUCCUUCCCUCCUCCUCCGUCUCCUUAAUCUUUACAGACGCGUCUAUGCAACCCGUUCUCGAGAAAGUUACAACCAACCUCCAUUGACUUCCGGUUUAUCACGGAAAUUCUAGUCGGUGAAAAUUGCUUCCACGGGAGAACGUAUUGAAGUGACAAUCACUUAACUCGUUUUGUUACAUCGUUAUCGGCGCAUCCUCUCUUUUAAAUCGUUUAACUGACACUUCGGUAUGUUCCUCGUUGUCGGUUCAAAUUUAUUCUAGUCACGAUGCAUUGCUUAUCUGUGAUAACUAUCUUUGUCGGUGAUAAGAAUCGCGGCCGCGCGGUAUGGUUACGUUGUUCGGAAGAUUCGUUACGAUUUGUCCACGGCACUCGUCGCUCUCUCGGCUCGUUUGAGUAGCCGUCGCGGAUGAUUCCUAAGUAGUAAGGUGGCAGCGUUAAUGGAUUCUUUUUCUAGUCGUCGUUGAGAAAUAGGUGAAGAACCAGGCCGUCCGUUUGUGGUAGAACGUUUCAUGGAAAAAAAAAGAGAAGAAAGAAAUGAGUAGUCUUCCGGAGAUACACACACACAUAGUUACGUCGCACGGUAACGGAGAAUUAAUUAAUAAUGGCCUUCCCUUUCUUUAAUUUCCCGGAGGAGACCGGAUUUCACCCGCUGAAAUCAGAACUACAGAAUCACGUCUUCCCAGGAUAUAAACGAGGUCUACUUAAUUUCAAAUUAAUUUAAAGCUUCCUAUAUAUGUAUACUUCAAGCCAUUUUUACCAGCUUCAACUGUGUGCGAACACAGGUGAACGAUCUCCGACCUGCGAGUACGAUUGUAAAUAAAUUCUGCCGUUUUUUCCGUGAAUCUCCGUAGCUCGGUGAUUUAAAAAAAAAAACUCGAUUAGCUGACGCGUCGGGCAUAUUAAUCAGUCAAGUUAAGCUUAAUUGCCAUUUAGGACGUUGUAAAUAUUCGUGUAACCUUAAGUUUAGCGUAAAGGAAGAAGCGUAGCUCGCGUUAUUACGUUCCCUAGAAUUAAUUAGAGGCGAGGGAGUACGACUGAACACGCGUCGAAACGCUUUAAAUCGUCGGGCGGCUCGCUCUCCUCGGACGUUUUCGAUCGCGUUGAUAUUUAAAUUUAGCCGAUUCCGAUGCUGACUUAUACGCCACGAUAUUAAAUGUAAUGAUGAGUAAGACUAUCGAAUCCCAUUAUAGAUAGAGGAUGGGACGGCAGUGAAAAGAUGCGAGAGAACAGAGAACGAGAAACGAGCCACGGUGUUAGCAUAUCAAAACGUAUUUUUGAUGAGAACGGCGUGCGUGAAUGCGAUUUCUUUUUCCAAAGCACAGGCAAGCAUCGUCCAAUUUAGUGUAAUCGAUUAGAACGACAGAAGCGAAGAUCUAAUACCAUAACAACAACAAAAAUGAUAACGAACUGGCUCCGUGAUAACAGCGACGUGCAAAGGAUAAUGAUAGGAAUGACGUGAUUCUCUUCUAAAACUGCAAUUAAUCGCAGUUACAUCGCAUCCAGCGUAAAGAGAUCAAACGUGCUUUCGUUUCAUAACACACGUGCGUCGAAAUCGACGCUCGGAUAAAAGCACGAAUGGUAAUUGUGGAUAUCGUUACCGUUGGACGUCGAGCGCUAUCAUCCUAGAUAAACCGAGAAUAACGAAUUCGACUGGAUCGCAUCCACGUUUAAUUAGUGGGAAGUGGCUAGGGCUGCGAGUAUCCGUGCGGAUUUCUAUUCCCCUUUCGUACAUUAUAUUACAUAAAAAGAUCUGCAAGGAUGUGUACGAACAUUUUGGUCGAUCUAUAGGAACGUGAAUAGACACGUACGUGUAAUAUAGAGCAUGAUCGAUGUUCGCGUACCUUGAAACGACAACCCGUGAACGAUUCCAGACUGUAAAUUCUAAAUAAACGAGAAGCGGAUGAAGGAUGGGAGAGGAACCGGAGCUGCGAGCUCUUUGUAGUUUCCAAGGUACCAAGUACUUUUCCUGCGUAAGGAUUGCGACGUUUUCACUUUUACGUAUAUUUUAUAAUGGGACGCUGUAAUUUCGCUAAGCCGUACAUUUAUUACCGUAGACAUAUACGUACUUAUAAUUUACAUAAUUUAUUACAUCUACUGUAUUGUAAUAUUGUAAUAUAAUUAUCCUAAUAGAAACGAAAUCAUAAUGGCCGUGGUGGUUGGAUAUAUAAAAUAUGCGCGCCGUAUCAAUAAUGGAAACAGUAUUUAUGAAUUAUUGAUACGAUGCAGACAGACAUUGGUCGUACGCAUUUUUACCAUUUCUAUGUAUCAUUAUUAUCGUUUGACCGAGCUCAUAUAUUUUUAAUAUCCGAAGAACGAUAACGAGAUCUUUCGUGUACGUGAUCGAGCAAACGCAAUCAAGAAAAGAGUCGCGGAUCACUUCGGCAGCCCUAGAACGAUCAGCGGUCUCUUAUUUAAUGAGAUUAGCGACGCGACGCGUCUGUAUUUAUAGUUACAUUUCCGUUUUAUAAUAUUCAAUCGUUAUCGUUGAAAAAGGGUCUUCUCUGAAUUGAAAAGUUGUCGACAAUUUUUAACCGAAUAAUAUAAGAUCCCUUGAUUCUAUCAAGUGUCUCAUGAAAUUUCUCUUUAAGUUACAUUGCAUGUCGAUGAAUUUUCAAUAGUUCGACCGUAUCAAAGCCACGAAAACAGAAGUACCGAACGCGAUGAAACGGCGAGAUGGAUUCUUACUCGAAGAGCGUAUCUUUAGCGAUGUGUAGACUAAGCUACCUUAAUCAUUUACUAAAGAGUGGUCUAUAUAGUUUAUCCGUAUCCACCAAAUAUAAUCCGUAAACGAAAAAAAAAGAAAUACCAAAGAAUCAUCGGCUGAUAAGGCGAGGCGAAGAUCAAGAAGGUCAUAACGUCGAGCGAGGUGUUAUUGAAAGGAGAACAGUGAAAAGAGAACCUCGGCCGCAUUUCUUCCUGCGUUCUUUCUUCGUACGAAAGCAGAGGUGAGGAUACAUUUAUCUACGUUAAGUUAAAGGUCUAGCUCUUAGAAACACGAGAGUUAUUUGUUCAUAGUCCUAUAAAAAUGCGUAUAUGUAUUAUAUAUAUGAACAAUGUUUUAUGGAUAAUUAUCAUCUGAAUAAAAUACAUUAAGUCUUUUAACAAUCCUUAUGCCCGUUCAGUUCAGAACGUCAUUUCAACCGUGCGAAUUAUUAAAACGUAUUUAUACCACGCGUUAUUUCUUCCAAUCUAGAAUUGUUAAAUUGAUUUAAGAAAUCCAUUGAUUAUUGUCGUGCAAUAAACGUGUAAAUUUC